Caenorhabditis auriculariae is the source of this 1577-nucleotide messenger RNA. Lineage: Eukaryota; Metazoa; Nematoda; Chromadorea; Rhabditida; Rhabditidae. The record is from the annotation of a GenBank genome assembly.
AUGAUACCUUUGUGCCUUCACCGCUACCCUUCCUGGCUCAACACUGGCGUUCGCCUGUUUGUACGUUUGUUUUUUUUCUCUUAAUUACAUUUCUGAAGAUCGUUUGGAAGCGGUUUCGUAAUUCGUUGCGAGAUUGCUUUAAACGCGCUUAAUGCAUAGAGCUUGUCUGUUAACCUUGUUGUUCGGUGUGUAGUUUAUUUAGUGCAUAAUUUUAAUUUUUUUUUUUCGGUUUUUGAGAUCUUUAUCUGUCUUUGAAGGCUUAGAGAAAAAGAAAACGAAAAAGCUUCAAAUUUUAUUCAUCGGUAGCUGUUUCAUCUGCUCUGGCAAUUUGCAAACUUCCUUAUUAUUGUGGCUAUGUAGGCAGCGAUGUGAUACUAGAGUGAAUCAAAAAAAUUUUACGAUUCUGAAAAUUCCAGAAAUCUUUGAUGAACGAGGUGAAUGGGGGAAGCGAACAAAAAAGAAAACGUAUCAUUAAUGACUUUUUUGUUUUGAAAUCAACUUUCAUUUUUAGUUACUCAUCGAAUGUCCUCGAAAACGUGCGCCUUCUUACGGAGUCGUUGCGCGGCGACCGUCAACGUCGCACUGCUUCUGAAUCUUCGCUGGCUCUCGCCGAGCAAGUUCGCUGUAAGUUUUUAUUGUUUCCUUAUAUUCAUGCAUAGGAUGAGCAUGACUGGCGACAGCUAAGUCUCCGCUCGCAAAAAACCUUUUUUUUUGGAUAAGUUUUAACUAAGAAAAGAUCGCUUCUGCAAAUCAAUUGAACUCUAAAAAUAUUUGAAUUUUUUUUAUACAUGAACUUUUAUUUUUUUUUAAUAAGGUACAGCGCACCCUAGAAUUAUUUUUUACGGUUUUUGCUCCCAUGUAUGUUUAUAUUCACCGCUUAGACCUACUUCUAUCAUGAAGUUAUUAAUUUAUUCGCUGCGAGUGGAAAAGACAUUAUUUCGCUGCGCUCUUUUGUUGAAACGCUUUUCUCAUGACCUCGUAAGAGAAAAAGAAACGCAGACAUUUGAAAACUUUCAAUUCACGGCAAACAGACUAUAGAAAAUUUUCCAAAUAAAAUAAAAACACUAUUUAAAGAAAAUGAAAACAAACCUUGAUAUCUAUAGUCAAUAUCCAACGAACUGAAAGGUAAUACGUGCAGAUUAGCAAGUUUCAUUUAUUGCAUACGCGACUCGGCCUUCAACCGGGAGCUUGAGGUCAAACGCAAUCAUAAAAAAUGUAGAAAAAUAGUUAUUUAUAUAGUUUUUGAACCUUUUUUUCAUUCUAAUGAACUUCUUUAUUUCCUUAAAAAAAUUAAUAUUAUCGAAAAAAAUUUUUCAAAGAAAAAAAGAAGAUGUUGAAAAAAAUAAAAAAAUGACUCGCGUUUGACCUUCGAGUUCCCCGCCAAAAGCCUCGUCGCUUAGGCAACUCGUCACCUUUGCCAAUCUACCUAAUUCUUCUUUUUAGUUUCGAGAAGGAUUAAUUAUAAUUUUCCUUCAAAUUAAGAUGGUUAUGCAUUCUCGCAAGACGAAGAAGGCAUCGCCCAGACAGAACUCAUUCGGCGGCUCGACUCGACCAUCGCUAAACCCCUUGGAAGAUGA